AUGCAGGGCGGCAAACUCAGACCGAUCGACAAUUAUUCGUCGAGCCUUAUCAAUGAUACGGUUACGGUCUCAGAGAAGCCUGUGACGCAUUCGAUUGACGAGAUUGCCCUUCUCAUUACAAAGCUUUCUAAAUCUGCUCUGAAGAAAGGUAUGAAAGAGUUGUUCGGUAAGACUGCAGAUCUCAAAAGUGCUUACCGACAGUUGGCGAUCUCAGAUGAGAGUUUGAAGUAUUCGUACUUAUCUGUAUUUGAUCCUGUGGAUAAGAAACCUAAGGCCUUCAGACAGUUGGCUGUUCCAUUCGGAUCGACAAAGGCGGUUUACUUCUUCUUAAGGGUUGCACGAGCUCUCUGGACGAUCCUGGUCAAAGGAGCUUUGAUCCCCACCACUAAUUACUUCGACGAUUUUGUGCUUCUGGCUUUGAGCGGUGAUCGGAGUUCUUGCUCGCAUGUUUUCGAUGAGGUCAUGAAGCUACUUGGAUGGAAGCUCUCGGAAGACAAAUCUACAGAUUGGAGUACUACCUUCGAAGCCUUAGGUGUCCUCUUUGAGAUUGAUCAGACCGGAUCCGGAGUCUUGAAAGUCAGGAACACCGAGAAGAGGCGUGAAGAGCUUACUUCCUUGAUCAAAGGCUUCCUCGGCUCAGGAGUCAUGACCCAGAAAGAAGCUUUGCAAUUAAGAG
This is a messenger RNA of Symbiodinium pilosum, 676 nucleotides long. The record is from the annotation of a GenBank genome assembly. Lineage: Eukaryota; Dinophyceae; Suessiales; Symbiodiniaceae.